This is a messenger RNA of Mobula hypostoma (lesser devil ray), 7683 nucleotides long. It is a transcript of the gene nfatc2a, whose product is annotated as nuclear factor of activated T cells 2a. Gene Ontology annotation, molecular function: transcription factor binding; DNA-binding transcription factor activity, RNA polymerase II-specific; RNA polymerase II cis-regulatory region sequence-specific DNA binding. The transcript has 11 exons. The coding region runs from base 209 to 3112 and encodes 967 amino acids. Gene Ontology annotation, biological process: regulation of transcription by RNA polymerase II; calcineurin-NFAT signaling cascade; cytokine production. NCBI's taxonomy places the organism in Eukaryota, Metazoa, Chordata, Chondrichthyes, Myliobatiformes, Myliobatidae. Gene Ontology annotation, cellular component: transcription regulator complex. The record is from RefSeq and is a predicted model, not a curated record.
GACACACAACUGAAAUUUGCCACAUGCGUAGUGGCUUUUAUUGCUUUGGGGUCAGAAGCAGUUAGUCCUUCGUUGACAGUUUGGCCGUGCAUUAGCAAUAAAAUCUGAUGUUCUAAAAUUCUUCAUUCUUUAUCGUGGGGGAAAAGUGUAAAUACUUCAGCUUUGUGAAAUCAGUGUGUCAUAACUUGCGUCGAGCAGGUGGUGUCAAAUGAGCUUCAUUUAUAAUAACCCAGACCAACAGGUCGACCCUGAGGAGUUUGAUUUUUCGGUACUUUUCGACAAUAGCCAUGAUGAGGACUUCGCCACAAAAGAGGCAGAAAAUGUUGCUGCUUCUCACAAGGGCAUUGUUCCUCCUACUGGGAUUGGUUUCCCAACUAUGGAUGUCUCCCACUAUGGAUCUCAAUCGUGUAGCUCAAUGGUAUCUACAGUGUUGGCUGGAGAACACAUGAGUGAAUAUGGCCAAGUGGACAACAGGGAGUUCAAGUACUACUUGGAAGUUGCAAAGCCAAAUGCAUCAUCUGGUGUAGAAAGCCCAAGAAUUGAGAUCACACCAUCACCUGGAUUGUUUCAUGUAACCCCACAUGUAACCAGCUUUGGUGAGCAAUCAUAUCAUUCUCCGACAGCAGUUCCAAGAGUCACUUUACCUGUGCCAGGUUCUGAAAACAUUGUAUAUAGGGACCCAAACAGUCCAGCUAGUAGUGCCUCAUCAACAAGCUGGCAAUCAGUUGUGUCUCAUGAGUCAAGUUCCCAUUAUGGCAUCUCACCUCAGACCUCACCAAUAACAUCUCCAUGUGUCUCCCCAAAAAAUGGUGCAGAAGAAUAUCAAGGUCAGGGUGUCCACCAUUCUCCAAGAACAUCUCCUGUCAAUUCUCCUUCAGCUCAUAAUGAAAACUGGCAGAAUGCACGAUCACCAUCCCCCAUGCCCCGGCCUUCUUCAAGGUCAUCAUCACCUUGUGGAAAAAGAAGAUAUUCCUGUGACCGCUCCAGAACUCCUUCUCCGCAGGCUUCACCAAGAGUCAUUGCCAGAGAUGAACCCGGUUUGCACCAAUUUGCAAAUUCUGCAAGUCUUGCAGAUGCAAUGAGCACACUCACCACCGAUUCCAACAAUGAGUUGGUCGAAAUGCAUCCGAUAAAGGCUCGUAUCAUGGAUCUGACUCCGCCAUCCUCCCUGAAAACUGACAUGUGUAAAGGAGAAAAACCUCUCGGUUUUACCACGCUGAAUUACGCUGAGUUUUCAGGGCCUUGUCAAGAUUUGAAGAAAGAUAUUUAUGGAGUUGACCCACUUCUACUGAUGCCUCCUCAUCCUUUUCAGUGGACAAAACCCAAACCUACAUGCAGCAUUCCUUCUCUACCACCUCUGGAGUGGCAACUGCCAAGUCUAUCAGGACAGUAUGAAUUGCAGAUCGAGAUACAGCCUAAACCUCACCACCGAGCUCACUAUGAAACAGAAGGAAGCCGCGGGGCAGUUAAGGCUCCAAAUGGUGGUCAUCCUGUGGUCCAGCUGCAUGGCUACAUGGAGAACACACCUUUAAGCCUGCACAUAUUUAUUGGAACAGCAGAUGAGCGACUCCUAAGGCCACAUGCCUUUUACCAAGUCCAUCGCAUCACUGGCAAGACAGUCUCAACCACCAGCUAUGAGAAAAUAUGUGGCAACACCAAAGUCCUGGAGAUCCCUCUUUUGCCGGAGAACAACAUGAAAGCAGUGAUUGAUUGUGCUGGAAUAUUGAAGCUGAGAAAUGCAGAUAUCGAGCUGAGAAAGGGAGAAACGGACAUUGGCAGGAAGAACACCAGAGUGAGGCUGGUUUUUCGAGUGCACAUCCCUCAGCCCAAUGGCAGGACUGUCUCACUGCAGGUUGCUUCCAACCCCAUUGAAUGCUCUCAGAGAUCAGCCCAUGAGCUACCUAUGGUGGAAAAACAGAGCACAGAUAAUUGUUUAGUCACAGGUGGCCAGCAAAUGAUCCUCAAUGGUCAAAACUUUACGAAUGAGUCAAAGGUGCUUUUCACAGAGAAGACUCCUGAAGGACAACAGAUAUGGGAGGUAGAGGCAACAGUAGAUAAAGACAAAAGCCAGUCGAAUAUGCUCUUUGUUGAAAUUCCACGUUAUCGGAACCAGCAUAUUCGCACACCAGCCAAAGUAACCUUCUGUGUUGUUAACGGGAAAAGGAAGAGAAGCCAACCACAAAGAUUUACGUAUCUUCCAACAGUGCCUGUCAUUAAAACAGAACCUAUUGAUGAGUGUAAAGGUGCCAUAUUCUGCAGUGCUGUACAUCAUGGAACCAUGUCUCCAUAUUAUUAUACACAGCAGGUCAUGACCCCUGUUAUGGUCACUAACCCCACUUCAUGUCUUGGGGGAAGCAUGACGUCCUGUCGUUCUGGAUUCUCUCCACAUGAUUCUAAAUAUCAGCAGCAGAAUCCAAUUGGAGGAGUCUAUCAGAGGUCAAAAGGUGGCAGUCCAAAUCAUCUUGGCUAUCAACCCUCUGCCGUAAUGGUGCCUUCAAUUCCCGUAAUUCCAGAUGCACACAGAUCUGUGUUGGUACAUACUGGGUCACCUGCCCAGUCUUCAAUGCUGCACCAGUCUCCUACCAAUCAAUCUUCUCUGAUAAUUCAUCAUUCCCCAAACAACCGCGAGGCUUCUUCCAUGAUCCAAAAUUCUCCAACCAGCCAUCAGUCAUCCAUGAUACAGCAUUCCCCAACCCAUCAGCAAUUAUCAUCAAUGAUUCAUCAUUCACCUACUAGCCAGCCUUUGAGAUACAACAGCCACCAGGAUUACCAGCAACAAGUGUAUUCAGAGAAUGAUGCCCACGUGCCUAUUGUGCGAUCCACUACACCACAGCCAGUACAUCAUGUGCAAAAAAAUAGUCCAAAUCAAUAUCCAGCUGUGAUUCAGCAACAGCACCAACCAUCCAAUACAAUCCAGAAGGCUUCCAAAAACAGACCCUCACCAAGUCAGCUUGCAACAUUGAUCAUGGAUCAACAGGAGAAAGAAACUACAAGUAUUGGAGUCACAGUGAAGCAGGAACCACAGAACCUGGACCAGGCAUACCUGGAUGAUGAAACUCCAUGGGACUUCUUCAAAAGGCUGGAGCACUUUAAUAAGUUAAUGAAAUUAUAAGAAAAGAUCUUUCUGCAGUCAUUGUGCGAAGCCAGUCAUAGACACAGCAGAUUUACAACGGACACUUCCUUGCAUAAGCUUGGAAUUUUUCUGCACUUCUAGUGGUACCCUUGGUGUGUCAAUAGGUCAGCUGUAAGGUUCACAUUCAGCUGCACAGAACAAUAUGCUGGCAAGGAGUUGGUUUCUCUGACUAAUCACUAUGGGAAUUUUCACCUUGUGAAUUUCAGCUUAGCAAAUUUUCAUCAUUGUUUCCAUUCAUUCAGUGUAUUUAUUGGGGUCAAUAACUGUAUUUUCAGUUUAUACUUGUACAAUUUUAUUCACUUAGAUUACACCCAUUUCCUCUCAAAUUUUCAAAGGACUGAACUUCAGACCAGUCUACUAGAACUUUGAGCUAUUUUUAAGCUUUUCUUAUUAUCUUCUUUAACUACAAGGGCGAGAAAUAUCUUUGCAAUAAUUUUCACAGAAGUCAAAAUGAAAAGUUCUGGUAUGAAAAAGCAGUUUAACUGCAAGAAUGUGCAUCAUUGCCACUUUGACAUCUCAGAUAAAAUACACUUUUUGUUGAAUCUACCCGGCUGCAACUCUAAAUUGAGUGCAAAAAUUUGACGAUUUGCAUUGAAUAUUGGGUAACUGGUAAAUGAACAGCAGGAGCAUAAAGUUUCUAUCAAACUAUGUAAGUUAUUUUAUGUCCAGUAGUUUAAAGAGUAUAGCUAGAAUCAAUAUGCCCUGUUGAAGUUCAGUGUUUCUUUCUGACAUAUUCUGGGAUGUUGUUAAUAUAACUUUGACAUAAAACAACCUCAGAAGACAAAGUUAAGGCAAAGGUAGAAUUCAAGAAUAACUAAUACUAAUAACUAAUGCAUGUUGAUUUAUUUAAGCAAUACCUAUGAUCAUUGAAGAUCUAUUUUUUAAUAUCUCAAGCUUUGAAGAGGCAAUUUUUUGUGUAUAACUUGUUUUCCCAUUAUAGAACAUAAUAUUUCAACCACAUACACAUAUAACAAAAGACUUCUUGCUAUGUCAAGAAAUGCUACCAUAGCAGUUUUAGACUACAAAUGAUUCUACCAUUCUUUUAAAUCUAAGAAUGAAGCCAUUUACUAUCUUUUCAAAAGGAAUCAAGAUAAUUCAAAAUAUAUGUUAACAUAUCUGGUGUACAUGUUGUUUGUUAAUUUUUUUUAAUAUGUGGUCAAAAUACAAACCUCUCUAUUGCCAAGGUGAAAUUCCACCGUUUAUGCCUUAAUCAGCCUUGCUGAAAGACACAACACAGUCUGCCUGUAUAAAGCAAGUUAAAUGUUAUCAAAUUAUUAUCAUGUUUUAAAAUUCUAGGACAUAUAGUUGCAAUUUUAUCCUGAUAACUAGUCAGUGAUUACACAGUAUCAGGAUUGUUCCUUUUGUAGCCAUUUUUAGUUGGAUAUACAGUAGAUUUUAAUUAAUAAAGCUUUAACCAGUCUUUUGCCCUCAGCUAAUUGGAUGAUGCACAUCUUGAGGCAUUCAAGUCUGCACAUCACUCUUGGGAUAGAUUUCCUGACACCUAUGUUCUAAUCUAGAACAAAAUACUGUUACAGUGGAGGAUGAGAAUUAUUAAUGAAUAGACAAUAAAGCAGGAAUAGAGUCAGAUGCAAUUCCCUGAAGAAAAGAUGGACUAUUAUGUGCAUAAGGAUUAAGAAUUUAGUAUUAAUUAUUAUUGAAUUUACAGGACUGUUACCGUUUAAUGUUUGGAAUAUCUCUGAUGGCAUACUGCUGUCAAACCUUAUAAAUCCAGUGACCCACUUUGUUGUUGCAAACCACAGAUCACCCAAGGUUACAGGAACAUUAGUUAUACUUCCUGAUGAACAGGAAGAUCCCUGUAUCUGUGCUACUAAAAUUUUCCUAAUACUUCUUGCAUAGUUGGAGCUAUGCCUGUCAUAUGUAAUCCCAAUUGAUGGCAUCGGAAAAUGCACAGCAGAAGUAGAUUUAAAUAUUAUAAAUAUUAACUUGUUAUUGCUAACUGCCACCUUGUGGGGUGACAAAGUAUUAUCAACGUUAAGGUACUAUAAGUCAAAUGAAAUUAGAUGGGAGAUAGUACUUGGGUGUCAUAAUGUUUCAAUUUUAACACUUCCCAUAUAGAAAGGGCUUUUCAUAUCCUUCAAUUUGCUAAACUAUGAAAAGAUUCAUAAGUGUUCUGGUUCUAUAUAAAAUCAAUUAUGAGAAGACCCUCAGAGUAGGACUGGUUUGUAGUCUGGUACAUCAUAAGAAAUCUUACAGUAAGUUCUUUUGCUUUAUAAAUAGGUACAGUAAACUUUAGUAUCAAUAUCAAUGAUUUAUUGUUUUAUUGAUAUAUUGAAUGUAGAAAGCCCAAUUAUGGUUUUUAUGUAGAUGAACUUAUUUUAGUUUUGUUAUAAACGUAUAUUUAGCUUGCUUAAAUCCUGAAUGCUUUUUACCAUAUUUUCAUUCCAUAAUAGCAAAUUAUAAUUAGUUUGUUAGACAGUGUUUCAUGUAUUAUGCAAUCAAGCAUGAAUAUUGCCAACUGAUAUAAAUAUCUGUUAAUGUAGGGAUCUGAAAUGAGAAGUCUUUAAAUGUGUUGGAAUAUAGAGAUAGGGAUGGCAUCUUCUAAUAUUACAUUGUAGACACAAUAUGUUCUUUCCCCUUUCAAAAGUCAUAUGUAUUUACUAUCAAAGGAUAGUUAGUUCGUGGAUUAAAUUUGUGUCAGGGAAUCUACUUUAAAGUUAUUUUUCCUGCUUAUUACUUAAGAACAUCAGAGAGAACACAACUCCUAGUUUUUGCUUUUAAGUUUGCUGUUGCCUGACUAUCUACAUUUAAUCUCCAUCUCUUAUUUCAUAUCAGAGUUAAAAUAAUGAUGAAAGAAUGUUCCUACCAGUAAAUUCUUUCUUAAAUUACAUUAGUAACCUGAUUCCUACAUAUUAAAAAUUGAAACUAUUACACGUGAAAAAAUGUAUCAUAACUUCAUAAAAUCUGUGUAAAUUUAAAACAAAUUCUAUUUUGUUGACCUCAAAAUGUUCAUAUUUUUAAUUUAUUCCCUUGUUUCUGCAAAAAUGCACAUUUGAAACAGGACAAUAACAGAUAUAAAUUAGAAAGGCAGGUUAAAAAUACACAAUCCAGUGUACAUUUACAAGAAUGAAAUCUUAUAAAGAUUUUACAAAUUAGCUGGAGUUAAUACAUUUUUGAAUUUCUUUAUUUACUUUUGUGAUUCCAAGACUUAGUGGUCAAUGUAUAUUUUUUAAUAAAAUUGGCCCCAGGUUUCUUACAUGGCAUUCAUUGCCAUAUUUGAAUUUUUUAUACUGUUAAGUAUUAUUGUGUCUUUCAAAGUGCACAAUAUAGCUCAAUUCUUGUUUAUAAAUUCAUUUUGUAACAAUUUUUUAAAUACAUGUCAAAAGAUGAUAUUUGAGUUAAAUGAAAAAUGUUUAACUGAGUCAGUUUCUUGUAUGUGUAAUGUAAUUUAUGUACAGUUUAUUAUGGAACAAUAUAUUGCUUUAGAACAUUGUCAUCUCCAGCAAUUUUUUAAUUGCUCAAUUUUAUCAAGUCUUUCAAUUUUGUUUUUGGUGAUGCACGGGAUCCCUCCAUAAGCAGCAUUCAGCCCUUUAAAAUGAUCAGGGCUGCAGAUGGCAUGUACUUAGAAACUGACAAGCAGGGACAUUUUGUAUUAGUUUACUGUGGCCAUGUUUGUACACUAGGAAACAGCAUCUUUCCUCAGUUGUCUAAAUGGUCUGCCACAGUGCCUUCCUGUCAUUGUACUGAAACAAAAAUUAAAGAACUGGAUGCCAAAAAUAUCAACCCUGUUUUUCAAAGGUCUUUGUAAAGUGAAAUAUUUCAAAGAAAAAUCUGUUUUUUUUUGCUAAGGAUCUAACAAGCAAAGUAAAUUUUGAGCCAACAAAGUUCUUAACAAAGGUCAACGACGGAAAGUUGACUCAUAAAGGUCCAUGUGUAAUAGUAGAAAGAAUGUGAUAAAGUAAUGAUUUGCACUGUUAAACGUAAUGCCAUUGAUUAAGAGCAAUACUGUAUAUUCCUUUUGAAUGUAGAACUUCUCUAAAGACAGCACUAUAUUUUUUGUAAUGUAAAGAUUUCUGCUGCUUACUUUUAUAUCCAAAAGGUUCUCAUUAUCUAUUCUUGUUUUUCAAAAGCAUGAUGUUGUUAUCUUUAUUUUAGAAAUUUACUGUAGAUUUUUUUUAAUAUUUUUGUUUCAUACUUCUGAUCCUAAACCAUUGUUUAUACUUAAUUGCUUAUAUUCCUGCCUCUCUAUAAUCCCUUCAGUAUCAGAUUUGGAUUAAUGCAAUUAAUUAAUUAAUUAAUGCUAUCUCUCUCUCUCUCUCACACACACAGACAUACGCACACACACACACACACACACACACACACACACACACACACACAUAUAUAGUAUAUCAUGUAAAGAAAUAUAUUUGCUAAGAUUUUCUAAAAAAAAACUAAGAACCAGCAGAGAAGGGGUUAAAUGCAUCUGAUGAAAUAGACACUUAUUCUUUAAGCAAGAUAUUAAAUCAUUAACUUUUGUAUUCUGAUGCUAAUUGUAGUAACAUUUUGCAUUGCCAUGCUUAGAUCUGUGCAAUUUAUCAAUAAAAAAAACA